AUGUUCAAAGUGAGCACAAAGUUGACUAGAAGCACGAAUUCAUAUUUAAGGCGCAUGAUGUCCUCCCAAGAGUCCGAUGUGGUAUUUGAAACGUUGAACAACGCAGGUAUUAUCACCUUGAACCGUCCAAAGACUCUGAAUUCUUUGAACUAUUCCAUGGUUUCAAAAUUGUUGCCGAAACUACAAGAAUGGGAGAAAAGCAAGCACCUAGUAAUCAUAAAAGGAGCUGGAGAAAAAGCCUUUUGUGCUGGUGGUGAUAUUAAAGCUGCUAUAGACAAAGUAGAAGGCCCACAGUUCUUUUUUACAGAGUAUAAUGUAAACUACCUGAUAGGAAAGUACAAGAUCCCGUACAUUGCAUUUAUUGACGGAAUUACUAUGGGUGGUGGACUUGGUUUGUCAGUUCACGGCAGAUACAGAGUAGCCACAGAGAAGACGAUGAUAGCUAUGCCAGAAACGAAGAUAGGCCUGUUUCCAGAUGUUGGCGGCUCAUAUUUCCUACCUAGGCUGCAAGUAAAUCUUGGAUUAUAUUUGGGAUUAACUGGAGACAGACUUAAAGGCAAAGAUGUUGUAAAAGCGGGUAUAGCAACCCAUUUUGUCCCAAGCAAACGUUUAUAUGAAUUAGAGAAGCUAUUAUCCCGAUGCCAGAGUGAUGUAGAAGUCAAUUCUUUGCUCAGCAAGUUCCAUGAGCCAUCUGACGACUUCUCAUUGGCUUCUAACAUUAAACACAUUAAUUACUGCUUUGCCGCAUCUACUAUUGAAGAGAUUAUUGAAAGACUUGAGAAGGUCAAGAAUGAUUGGUCAGUCAAAAUUUUAGAGUCACUUAGUCAUAUGUGCCCUGGUUCGCUAAAAAUAACACUUCGAGCACUGCAGCGAGGUGCCCAGAUGGAGCUUCCUCAAUGCUUACAGAUGGAGUACCGAGUUGCCUGUCACUGCACACAGACUCAUGACUUCCCUGAAGGUGUUCGCGCUCUAUUAAUAGACAAAGAUAACAAACCGCAGUGGAACCCUAAGACCCUUGCUGAAGUCAGUGACGAUUAUGUAGAGAGCUUCUUUAAAAAACUUCCUAAAGACCAGGAGCUUAAGUUUUUUGAUGCCAAACUUUAGUUUAUAAGUAAUACUUCAUAUUUUUAUCUCUUAUAUCCCUCAGGGUUGCUUAAAGAAUUUACUAAAAACGAAGAGAAUUUUUAAAAUUAAAUUAUACUUGUAAUGUCUCAAAUAUAGAGACUGAGCUUGAGACCAUUCCAGAAUCAAUUAUUUAACAAAAGUGCCUGAAUGAUAAAUAUUAGAGGAACAUAGUUCUUGCUAUAUGAUUAAUUUGUUUAUAUAAUAUUAAGGACAUAACUCUAAACGCAUCUUUUAUCGUGUUUAGAUUAGGUACGUACUUUUUAUUAUUCUAUUAUAGAUGUAAUAUUGUAUUUCUAUACAUAUUUGUUAAACUUUUUAUAUUUUUCUAAAACCAGUUUUAUUGAUAGCCGUUUUUGUA
Molecule: messenger RNA, 1483 nt
Organism: Hyposmocoma kahamanoa
Lineage: Eukaryota; Metazoa; Arthropoda; Insecta; Lepidoptera; Cosmopterigidae
Gene: Hibch
Product: 3-hydroxyisobutyryl-CoA hydrolase, mitochondrial
Exons: 4
Coding region: 1-1104 (367 amino acids)
Biological process (GO): L-valine catabolic process
Cellular component (GO): mitochondrion
Molecular function (GO): 3-hydroxyisobutyryl-CoA hydrolase activity
Source: RefSeq, a predicted model, not a curated record